This is a messenger RNA of Nasonia vitripennis (jewel wasp), 2118 nucleotides long. Its product is annotated as aurora kinase C. Gene Ontology annotation, cellular component: spindle midzone; spindle microtubule; chromosome passenger complex. Gene Ontology annotation, molecular function: ATP binding; protein kinase activity. Bases 702 to 1874 code for a protein of 390 amino acids. Gene Ontology annotation, biological process: protein phosphorylation; regulation of cytokinesis; mitotic spindle organization. Lineage: Eukaryota; Metazoa; Arthropoda; Insecta; Hymenoptera; Pteromalidae. The transcript is spliced from 5 exons. The record is from RefSeq and is a predicted model, not a curated record.
AUUGGUGAGUGUUAACUAUUACAUUUAAAAAAGUCAUUUGAAAAAGUCUCAAAAAUUUAUUUUUCAUAAGUAUUAUCAGACAUACAAAAAAAAAUAAAAAACAUUUGUAACCUUAAACAUAACUUUUUAUGAUUACAAUCAUGAAUACUACUAUUUUUAUUUGACGAUUUAGUUAUACGUAAUUUGUGAACCAGUAAAUGUUAAUAAAAAGUAUUAAUAAACUUUAUUACUGAAUUGAAAUAAGGUAUACAAAGAUAUUUCCAACUGAGAAAGUCUCAAGCAGUAGCAACGAAGAUAGACCUUAAUAGAAGCGCAAAGCCCCAUCUCAAAGUGACUUCAGAUUGCAUUGCUUCGUACUUCGUAUAGUAGUUCGUUCGAGUUCGGAGUUGAGAGCGUGCGAUUCGUCGGUUUUUUAACCUAUCGUACAGCUUCGUUCGGGUGUCCGUUACGAUUUGAAAAUUUGUAUACCUACAACGUGCUUGUGUAGUGGAGCUGUGGAGAAGAAAGUGGCGGAUAGACUGUUGAGUGAUGAAAACGUUGUGUGGCAUUUAAAAAGCGUUACUUGCUCCGUAUCUGUUAUUUUUUUGGAAUCGAAAAAUGAACUAGGAUCUCCUGCGUUGAUUUUUCUGUGUUGAAGUAUAAAUAACUGAGAAAGAUUCAGGAUAUUGCAUUAGGUUUCAGCUUGAGCUUAACUGAGCACUAUGAUGAAAGGCAGGGAAAAUAACUUACAGACAAGUCAUAAUCAUCUGAAAAGCAGCAAUCCUAAACAGUCUGUGUUAUCAGAAAUCCAAGCACAAGGCAAUCAGGAACAUCCGAUUAAACCUGUUUUCAAUGGCUCAAGUGCACUUGUCAAAAAAGAGCACAACUCUAGAGCGGAUAAUUUAAACGAUGCCAAAAAGUCUAAUGAACUUAUGCCACCUCCAAGAAUGCCAGUAGCAACAAAACCUACAGAGGCAAUUAAUGUUCAGAAGCCUGAAAUUAGUCAAGAAAAGAAAGAAACUGUAAAGCCCCAACAAACGAGGUCUGAAGACAAGAAUAAAAAGAAGCAAUGGGUCAUAACAGACUUUGAUAUUGGGCGACCUUUGGGAAAGGGAAAGUUUGGCAAUGUUUACUUAGCGAGAGAAAAGAGAUCAAAAUUUAUUGUUGCAAUGAAAGUAUUAUUUAAAGAUCAAAUUAUUAAAGCUGAUAUUGAACAUCAAGUACGCAGAGAAAUUGAAAUACAAACACAUUUAAGACAUCCAAAUAUCUUAAGAAUGUAUGGAUACUUCUAUGAUGACACAAGAGUUUACUUAAUUUUAGAAUAUGCACCAAAUGGUGAAUUAUUCAAAGAAUUGAACAAACAGCCAAACAAGCGUUUCGAUGAAAUAAGAGCUGCAACAUACAUUUCGCAAUUAGCUGAUGCCUUAAAGUACUGUCAUACAAGAAAAGUAAUACAUCGAGAUAUAAAACCUGAGAAUUUGCUACUUGGAGUGAAUGGUGAAUUAAAAAUGGCAGACUUUGGCUGGUCAGUUCAUGCUCCUUCUUCUCGAAGAGAAACCCUAUGUGGCACACUUGAUUAUUUACCUCCAGAAAUGGUAAAUGGUCAAACUCAUGAUCAUACCGUUGAUUUGUGGGGAGUUGGAGUUUUGACCUAUGAAUUUCUUGUUGGCCAACCACCAUUUUUAGCAGAUACAUAUAAUGAAACAUAUAAUAAAAUCAAAAAAGCUAGCUACAAAUGUCCAAGCUAUUUGAGUAGUGGAGCAAAGGACCUUAUUUCUAAGUUACUCGUUGUGAAACCAGAAGAUAGGCUGACUUUGGAUGGUAUUUUAAAUCAUCCUUGGAUUGUUAAAAAUCGUACGACGGAACCAACAAAGGACAGCUCAAAAAGAAGUUAAGCUAAAAUAAAACAUAACGAUAAUCUAUAAAUUAUUUUGAUUACAUGAUGUUGACAUCUAGAAAAUAGCACAUUAAAAGUAUUAAUUGUUUUAAAUUUGAACAUACUUCGAGUAAUUAGAAAUUUUACAAAAGAUGAAUGGUAUGCGGAACUAUAAAUUUUAUAAAAACGACUCGAGUAAUUUUGUUGUAUAUUGUAUACUAUUAAGUAGGAAAAAAUAAAUAUAAGAAUUUUGAUUGCUGGGA